This is a messenger RNA of Penaeus vannamei (Pacific white shrimp), 742 nucleotides long. The record is from RefSeq and is a predicted model, not a curated record. Lineage: Eukaryota; Metazoa; Arthropoda; Malacostraca; Decapoda; Penaeidae.
AAACAACACAGGCACUUGCAACAUUCGCAGUGUACAAGAAGUUGCAAUGUACAGUCUACAUUUGUUAUGAUACGUCACUCGCCACCAGAAGGAUUACAGUUUCCGACUAGAUGUGUUUCCCUGCAUGUUUAUAACAAGAUGAGAGGGAUUUCACAAAUGAAUAGAUGAGAGAGGCUGAUGAUUCUGCCGAGAGACUGGCGGAAGAGCGGGGAUGGAAACCGGCCUUUGCGCUCGUUUGAAAGGUUUUGCAGUGCCAUAGUUAGAUGAUUUUCUGAUAAUGGAGUCCUUGGUAUUUAGGGACGUAAGGGGUGAUGUGAUAUUCGUGGAGGAGAGGUUGGAGCCCGCAUCCUGCAACAAAAGGGCCACGGAAUUCAGUGUAAGUAGUAGUCGCAUCCAGUUUCUACCGUGGCUCGGAUAUACGAGUGUCCUAGCAGCCAUAGCCUUCUUAGCUCAACUACAUACUCUUCAUCCAGCGUGGCUUCUCACAGCUGUCCUAACGCAGCUAGCAACACUUUUGUACAGAGUUCAUCGAAAAGUUGUUAGUGUAUGGGAAUCCAAAGCUAACCAGAAACUAUUACCAAACUCUCUUAAUGUCUCACAGUUCUUCUUCUCUAUUAAAGUGGUGAGUAUAGAGGAGUGUGACACACUAUAUGAAAGCAUGUUCAAAGAAUACUUGGCCGCGGUUAGCCUGCUUGAGGCAUAUCUACUGUGCAUGCCAAGAAGUUCUCUCACCAAAUUCUAA